Messenger RNA from Brachypodium distachyon (stiff brome), 663 nucleotides. RefSeq names its product translation initiation factor IF-2-like. The record is from RefSeq and is a predicted model, not a curated record. NCBI's taxonomy places the organism in Eukaryota, Viridiplantae, Streptophyta, Magnoliopsida, Poales, Poaceae. Bases 1 to 663 code for a protein of 220 amino acids. The transcript has a single exon.
AUGUCUCCAACGUUCGGCUCUCGCGAACGGGCGAUUGCCCCUCCGCGAGUGGCGCCCCCCGUCGCCGGCGGUCGUGACGCGGCGCCUGCUGCCCCUGGCCCCUUGGCUGCCGUGCUCGGCGCGCCUGCGCCCGCUGCAGCUCCAGCUCCUGUCGUCGUGCCGGCCUCCAAUGCCGCGCCCGGCGUGUCUGCUACGACUCCUUCCUUCGCGUCGGCUCCCAAUGCCGCGCCUGCUCCUCCCGCCGCACUGGACGUGCCUGCGGCUGACUUCUGGGAGCGGGCUGCCGCUGAUCUAAAAGUUGCGUUUGAUUUCCUCACGCCGCCGUCUUUUCGUGCUCGUCUGGACUCCCUCGUGGGUUCCUAUGCUGAUAUCUUUGGUGAUCUCUGUGCGUCAGGUUACUCUGAAGCUGAAGCUUUCCAAUCCAUCUGCCUUCAAGAUGCCUCCCGGCGGGCGGCUGGUGUUGCCUUGGUCGCGGAGAUGGCGGCCUUCCUCCGUGCCCACCCUGAGUUCCUCCUGACGCAUUCUCUUCCUGGCCCGCCGCCCGGCGCGCCGUCCUCGGCUUUCACCUCCGUGCUUCCCGGCUCUGGUCUCGGAUGGUGGGAGGAAGUUCGCGCGUUCGAUCUUCCUUCGUCACAGUCAGCCUGUUCAUCCUUUGUCCAGUGA